AUGGCUAGGUAUUCCAAAAGUUCAUCUAAAUCUAAUGCUAAUAAUAAAAGUUUAGUACAACAAGUUGUUUUACCAACUUAUAAGUUAGAUUCAAAUCUUGUUUUAUUACCUGGUAUUAUAUAUAAUGUUACUUUUUCCAGAUUUAAAGCUGCUGCUUUAUUAUAUCGUUUUAAAGAUUUAGUAUCUCAAGUUUCAAUAAUAAAUAAUUUAUUAAGUGAAUAUAAUUUUGAUGAUAAUAAUACUGGUGAAGAACAAAUCGGGGAUUUUAAUAUUAAUCCUAGUGUUAUUUCUAAUGAUGCUAUUAAUGGUAUUACUCAAUUUUUCAAUCUUGAAAGUUUAAUAAACAAAAAGACUAGUAAUGAAGUUAAAGUUAUUGAUGAAGAUAAUAAAGAUACUGAUUUAAAUAAUGAAUUAGGUCCUAUCAAUGAAUUUGAUUGGUUAACUUUAGCUGUUUCACCAAAUUUGGAUAGAAUUAGAGACGGUAAAGGUUUAUUACAAACUGAAGAUUAUGCUAAUGUCGUUACUAUAGUUAAAAUUGUUGGAAUAGUUGAUGAUACUACAAAUAUUAAAUUAACUUUACAAGCAGUUACAAGAGGUGUUAAAUUGAAAGAUUCAAAAAUCAAACCAAAAAAUAAUGAAAGUUUGGUUUUAAUUGAUCGGAAUAAUGAAAUAAUGGAUUUAAAAAAUAGAUUUAAAACAUUAAAAACUAAUUAUAAUAUUUUAUAUAAAUCUAUCGAUAAAUUUUUGACUGAAUAUCGUCAAGCGCUUAAUAACAAUUCAAGUUCAAUAAAAAGUGGGAAUUUGACAUUAGCUAAAGAUGAGAAAGAGAACGAGGAUAAGACAAAUAGUCUGUUGUUUACUACAAAGCAAGACUUGUUAACUUUAAAUCCAUUGGCAAAUGCAUUAUAUUUACAAUUAGCUGGGUCAAAAAAUUUUAACAAAGCCUUCCAUAAUUUACAAAGAUUAUAUUCACAAUUUCAUUCAAGUUCAACUACACUUCCCACUGAAGAUUUGAAAAUAAAUAGCAAAACAUUUCUUAGAUUAAUUGAUUUAACAACUGCAAUUUUACCAUUCCCAAAUUAUGAAAAAUUGAAAUUAUUAAAUAAAUAUAAAAUUGAAGAAAGAAUCGAGUUGAUUAAUGAACAAAUUACCUUGUUGAAUAAAAUUUUUGAUAACUUAAAAGAAAAUAAUUCAUUUGCUAAUAAUUGGUUUCAUAAUGAAGCUUCAAAUAUGCAAAGAGCUAACGUUGUUGCAAAUCAAUUGAAGUCUAUAAGGAUUUUAUUGGAAGGAAUGACUAAUAGACAAAAAAAUCAACAAAGACAACAGCAGCCAAAUCAAAAUAAUCAACAAAGACAAAGCAAAGGAAAUAGUGGACCACAAAAUGGAGCAAGAUUAAAAGAAGGUGCAAAUGCAGAUGGAGAAGAAUUUGAUGAAUUAGAUGAUGAUAAUGAUGAAUUGAGAGCAAUUACCAAUUUUAUCAAAAACAAAUUACCAACAAUAACUACAUUAUCACCAGAUUCCAAAAGAUUAAUUGUAAAAGAUUUUAAAAGGAUAAAAUCAUCAGCAAAUUCUCCAGGUGGUGGUAAUUCAGAUUUUCAUGUAAUUAGAAAUUAUUUAGAAAUUGUUAUGGAUAUACCGUGGGAUAAAUACGUUACAAAGUUUAAAACUAACAAGGAAAUUGACUUAGUAUCUGCAAAAACACAAUUAGAUAAAGAUCAUUAUGGUUUAGAACAUGUGAAAAAGAGACUAAUUCAAUAUUUAGUUGUUUUGAAAUUGUUAGGUAUUCAUGCAUCAAAAAAUGUUGACACCACCGCAACUGAUGAUAAACAACAAGAUUCUAAUAAUCAAUCAAAUUUUUCAGGUAGUGGUAACAUAGUAAUUGCAAAUGGUGAUGAAACUUAUCAUGUAAAUCAAAAAGCACAAAAUCAAAACAAGAAAUCAAUAGGUGAUACCUCUUUGAAUAGUGAUGGUAUUUUAGAAUCUAUUAAGAUUUCUAAAAAUAAUAAAUCUCCAAUUAUUGCAUUAUCUGGACCACCUGGUAUUGGUAAAACGUCCAUAGCAAAAUCAAUAGCUUCAGCAUUAGGUAGAAAUUUCCAAAGAUUAUCAUUAGGUGGAAUAAAAGAUGAAAGUGAAAUUAGAGGUCAUAGAAGAACUUAUGUUGGUGCAAUGCCAGGAUUAAUUAUUCAAGCAUUGAGAAAAGCAAGAUGCAUGAAUCCCGUUAUAUUAUUAGAUGAAAUUGAUAAAGUCGUUGGCGGAGGUGGUGGUUCAAAAUUUAAUGGUGAUCCAUCAGCUGCGUUAUUAGAAGUAUUAGAUCCUGAACAAAAUUCAACUUUUAUUGAUCACUACUUAGGUUUUCCCGUGGAUUUAUCACAAGUUAUAUUUAUAUGUACUGCUAAUGAACCAUAUAAUAUGACCAGACCAUUAUUAGAUAGAUUAGAAAUGAUUGAAAUGGGUGCAUAUGAUUAUAAUGAAAAACUAGUAAUUGGACAAAAAUAUUUAUUACCAAGACAAAUUAAAAGAAAUGGAUUUCCUGUUAAUGAUAAUGAAAAUGAGUCUUCAAAUUUAGAAGAAUUUAUUAAAAUUGAUAACUCCACACUCAAAAAGAUUAUAAUUGAUUAUACAAGAGAAGCAGGUGUCAGAAAUUUCGAAAGAAAAUUAGGUACAUUAUGUAGAUUUAAAGCAGUUGAAUAUUGUGAAUGUUUAAGUAAUGAAUCCAAAACAUAUAAUCCAAAUAUUGAUGAAAAUGACUUAUCCAUAUAUUUAGGUGUUCCUUUCGCAAGUGGUGAUCUAACUGCAAAUGAUCAUACAUCAAUUGGAGAUUCUAAAAUCGGUGUUGUAAAUGGAUUAUCUUAUAAUUCAGAAGGUUCAGGUUCAGUUUUAGUUUUUGAAAGUGUCGGAUUUGAUAGAAGAACCGGUACGGAAAACACCAAUGAAAACGGAUCUGGUGCAACUUUAAAUAUGACUGGUAGAUUAGGUGAAACAUUAAUGGAAAGUGGUAAAAUUGGCCUUAUAUUCAUUAAACUGAUGAUUUUCAAAAAUUUAUUAAAAACACCAUCAAAUAAAUCCAAAAAUUAUUUAUUAAAUAAAUUUAAUAAUUUAGAUAUACAUAUGCAUGUUCCAAUGGGUGGUAUACCAAAAGAUGGUCCAUCAGCAGGUAUAACAAUGACUUUAUCAUUUUUAUCAGUAUUAUUGGAAAAACCAGUUCCUUCAAAUAUAGCAAUGACUGGAGAAAUUACAUUAAGAGGAUUAGUAUUACCUAUUGGUGGAAUUAAAGAAAAAAUGUUGGGAGCUCAUUUAAAUAAUGGUAUAAAUAAAAUGAUAGUUCCAAGAGAAAAUAGAAAAGAUUUAAUUGAAGAAUAUUUUAAAAUGAUUCAAGAAGAUGGUAUUGAACAAGAUAAUAAUCUUUUAAAUGAAAUAUUAAAAGAUAAUGAAUUCCAAGAUUUUAAAUUAGAUAUUGUUGAAAAAUAUUAUCAAAAGAAAUAUGGUAUAGAAUUAAAUUAUGCUCAUGAAUUAUAUGAUGUUAUUAAAAUUGCAUGGUGUGAUGAUGUUGAUGAAAUAUUACAAACUGGUAAUAAUCAAAGAAUGAUUGAAUAUCGUAUAUAG
This is a messenger RNA of Lodderomyces jiufengensis, 3603 nucleotides long. RefSeq lists its product as uncharacterized. NCBI's taxonomy places the organism in Eukaryota, Fungi, Ascomycota, Pichiomycetes, Serinales, Debaryomycetaceae. The record is from RefSeq and is a predicted model, not a curated record. Gene Ontology annotation, cellular component: peroxisomal matrix. The coding region runs from base 1 to 3603 and encodes 1200 amino acids. Gene Ontology annotation, molecular function: ATP binding; ATP hydrolysis activity; serine-type endopeptidase activity. Gene Ontology annotation, biological process: protein processing; protein targeting to peroxisome; protein catabolic process. The transcript has a single exon.